UCCAAUCCAUUCGUCAACAAUGGGUGGCUUUCAUAUUAGCCACUUCCUCAUAACUGCAAUUUUGCUUGCUGCUAGAAGUAUGUGUACCAUGUUCUUAUGGUCCACAGCCAAAUUUAAUACCACAGAAGAGGGCAAGGUGUGUGCAGAACGUUGGGGUGUGUCAGCCUUUAAAAAAAACAAAAAAAACCUGUUUGUAGAUAUGUGUACAAAUUGGAAGGUUGGGCUCUUCUAUUAUGUUAAUUUAUGUCAAGUGUGUUGAGUUCAAAUCAUACGAAAACAUAUGUGUGAAACAUACCACCUGUGCUGAGUCUGCUAUAAUGAGUGCCAUUAUCAGGCUGGCUGCUUUUACAUUGCUGUGAAUGUGCCCGGUACUUGAGUCUGGAGAUUUGAAGGAGACCUACCGCAGAGCUCAUGACAAAUUCCACAGAAUAGCUACUCUUGAUCAGAGGAAUUACUGGUUUGACGUGUCAAAAUGACUACCUCGAUUGUUUUGUAGCAGUAGUGGGCAGUUGUUCAUGUAAUAACAAAGGCACUAUGUCUGUAAACAUGUGCUGUGUACACGCUUCGUUGAGCUAAGCUGUAGUGAUUUCUCAUUCAGUCUGCCGGAGUUGGUAACGUCUCACUGUGCAGCAUCACCACUGUUGCAUGAAUGCUUAGAAAACAUUGACGGGCAAGCUGAAAACAGAUGACAGUAUCUUAUUUCGCUCACUGUCUUCAGUGUUUGUCAGCAGCGAUAUGUCUCUUAAGAAACUCUGUGGUACAGAUGGGCGUUUGGAAGAAACCUGCCAACUCGAUUAUCUAUAACGUUAACGAUCAAUUAAGCAAUUAAUCGUACAUCAUACGUGUGCAAAAUAAAAGAUAUAUAUACAGUACUAUGCAAAAGCCUGUUUUGACAGUGGAUGCUUUUAUUUUGAAAGGACGAAAAGAGACUUCCUGUCCGUAAAACUAAAUCAAGUGAGAUGAAACUGUAAAGACAACGUCAAGGAGUUCAAUGUUUUAUGUUUAGUUUUAAGUGUGUGUUUUGUGUUUAAAUAAGUUUUGGAUCAAAUUAAACCUAGUAAUUCAUGCUAGCAAGGAUUGUAUUUCUCUGUUUUAUAAUUGUUAUUGCAACUUUCAGUUUGCAAACUGUAGCUUUAUCAAACUUAAUUCUCAGCUCAUUGGCUUAUUGACGUACGGCCGCAGAGCUGAACGCUCAGCCGUGUUUCAGUUCAGUGAUACUGAUACGCAGUCAGAGAUAAAAUAAAAAUACAAAAAAAAUACACAGAUUGAUUAAAAAUUCCACGUGAUCAACCAAAUUCUUAACGACCAUUAAUCGAUCAUCGGUUAAAUAUUCCUGUCCCUAAUCUUUGGUCCUCGAAGAUUCCCACUGACCAUCUGCUGUGAGUUGGGUCCAUGUGGCAGCAGACAUCUGCCCUCUCUUCUGCACCUCAGGCCUUUUCAUAAAACCAUGUUUGGAUAUUUGUCCUCAGACUCAAGAACAAACUGUGCCCUCAAUAGAGAUGUCGGGAUUAACCGGUUUCGCUAGGACUUUUUUACAUCCCUUCACUGUUUUAUAACCAUAAGAAUCUACAGUUUCCUGAUUCUUGCAUUUUUUUACCCAGGAAGCGUUGUUCUUAAGCAAGAGAGUUGUGUCACCUUGCUCGUCUUUGGUCUUUGCAAGAGAUGAGAGUGCAUAUUUCAGAAGAGUUGAAAAACGCCCCUCAUACAGAAGCAUCAGGACUGGGGGCCGAGCAGGAGGAAACGUAUUACGGGGACCAGAAGUAAGGGGACAAUGCGAGUCCACGUGCACACCAAGUUCUGUUUCCUGUGUGUGCUCACCUUCCUCUUCCAGCAGUGUAACCAUUGCCAUGGAGACGAGCACAACCAUCCGCACGAUGAUCAUCACCAUAAACACCACAGCCACGUCCACAGCGACCUGCAGAUUUCUGAAGCUCCGUACGUGAGAGGAGCCACUUUGUCCCCAGAGUCCAAGAGUCCUGAAGGCCACAGUCUAGAGGAGGAGCAGCGAUUCUACCUCCAGGAGCUGUUCAGGCGUUAUGGCAAGAAGGACCGGCUAGAUUUCCAGGGAUUUCAGAGUCUGCUGUACAGCUUGGGUCUGGGAGAGGUGAAGGUGGUAGAUGCACAUCAUGAGGAGCUUGGCCAUGACCAUGUCUCUCAUCUAGACCUGGUGGAUCUGCAGGAGGGGCUUCACUCACAUUCAGGCACCCAUGAUGGCCAUGGCCACGGUCACGGGCAUGGCCAUCCACACCACAAGCCUGGAGCUCACCAUCCACACACAGAAAAAGAUCCCACAAAGUGCACCCUGCAGCCCACUGCUCCCAGUCCAGCUUCUGGUGCAGCUGCAGGACAUGACCAUGACCACGAUCAUGAUCACGGGCAUGAUCAUGAUCAUGAUCACGGGCAUGAUCAUGAUCAUGAUCACGGGCAUGAUCACGGGCAUGAUCACACCAAGGUAGAGGAUAGUGACCAUAAACAUUUUGAUGGACAUGUGCAGGAAAUACUUGACCAUGACCCUGAUCAAGCACAUGACAAAGAGCACAAACAUGAGCUGGUCCACUCUAACAACAAAGACCUCCCUUCCCCACCACACAGUGAUCACAGCGGUCACAACCACAGUGCCCACGAUCACAGCAGCCACGACCACAGCGAUCACGAUCAUGAUCAUGACCAUGACCAUGACCAAAAUCGGGUCCCUGAAGUACAGACGGGCACAGACAUUCCUCCCCUCAGUAAGGAACAGCAGCCCUCUGCCCCGUUGGAGCCGUCCCAAAUCCCUCAGCCGCCACAGUCCUCUCCGGCCGCCACAGAAAGUCGGCCCAAGAAGCAGAGAAAGCCAGACAGGGUCCGAGGACAGCGAGGGCGAAACAAAACCCGCUCUACUCUCGCACCUCAGUCCGAUGACCACGACCAUCCACAUGAACACGGUCAUGAGCACGGCCAUGGUCACGGUCACAGCCACUCUCAUAAACAUAAGAGAGAAGCACCAGGGGCGGCUGCCACCCCUAUGACAGUGCCAGAGUGGCCUGGACACCCAGAAGGAUUGUCUCAUCAGCAUCAGGAGUGUUUGAACCUGACUCAGCUCCUCAGUUACUAUGGCCUGAAUCCCAACUCGCCCAUCUCCCCCAGCCAGUUCACCUACCUGUGUCCUGCCCUACUCUACCAGAUAGAUAGCCGUGUCUGCAUCCGCCAUUACCACCAGAUGGAUGUGGAGCAAGAAGCUUUGGAGCCCGUCAGUUCCGUGUGGGUGUGGCUGUGGGGUUUUGUGUCCAUCACCAUCAUCAGCCUGUUGUCUCUUCUUGGUGUGGUGCUCGUACCCAUCCUCAACCAAUCCUGCUUCAAGUUCCUGCUCACCUUCCUGGUGGCGCUGGCAGUGGGCACGCUCAGUGGAGACGCUCUCCUUCACCUGCUGCCUCAUUCUCAAGGGCAGCACGACCACAGCCAGACCGAAACCAGCAACAGCACUGAUCUGCUAACAGAGUUUGAUGGAGUGUGGAAGGGCCUGACGGCGCUGGCCGGCAUCUACCUCCUCUUCAUCAUCGAACACUGUAUUGGCAUGUUUCAGCACUACAAAGACCAUGGGGGCAAGAAGAAGGCGAGCGAGGAGGGCAAGAUCGGCAGGAAGUUGUCAGAUCACAAAUUAAAUCGGCGCUCGGAUGCAGAGUGGCUGCACCUGAAGCCUCUCAAUGAAGAAGCCGACAGCGCCGCCGUCUCCUGCGACAACGGCCACAACGACACGCAGCUCACGGAGCUCCAGACGCCCGACUCUCCCACCAACAAGACGCCGCUGGCGGCCGCGAUCCCCCAACAAGAGCCGCAGUCACCCACCAAGGAGAACGGGCGCAAGGUCAAGAAGCACGGACACUCGCACGGCCACGGCCACUCGCACGGCGGGAACUGCCACUCUGACCAGGAGAUGAAGGACGCCGGUAUAGCCAGCAUCGCCUGGAUGGUCAUCAUGGGCGAUGGCAUGCAUAACUUCAGUGACGGCCUGGCUAUAGGUGCAGCGUUCAGUGCCAACCUGACAGGAGGCAUCAGUACUUCAGUAGCUGUUUUCUGCCAUGAAUUACCUCAUGAACUCGGUGACUUUGCGGUGCUUCUGAAAGCCGGGAUGUCAGUGAAGCAGGCCAUUGUCUACAAUCUGCUGUCCGCCCUCAUGGCCUACGUCGGCAUGGUGAUUGGCACAGCUGUGGGCCAGUACACACACAGUGUCACCAGCUGGAUCUUCGCCAUCACCGCUGGCAUGUUCCUGUACGUGGCUCUGGUGGAUAUGCUGCCAGAAAUGCUCCACGGGGACAGCGAGGACCACAAGCGCUGCCAGCUGGGGCACUUUGUCCUGCAGAACCUAGGCAUGCUCACCGGGUUCGCCAUCAUGCUGCUCAUCGCCAUCUUCGAAGACCGCAUCGUUUUCGAUUUUGGCUUCUAGUCGAGGAGAGGGAGAGAUAGGGGGACGCUGGGAAGUGAAGGAGGGGGAGAGCUGGAUGUAUCAAUAUUGUUCUUCUUGGCCUUAACAUGCUUUGUUUGCAAUGUAACGGCCCAGUCUUGCAUGUUAUGUGGGUCUCGUUCAUGGCCAGUGCCUCCAUUCCACACAUGCAGCGGCCGCUUAUGCAUAUCUCAUGACUCUGCCCGUGAUGUUUACACUCUGCUCCUCCAUUACCUCUCCUCCGUCAGCUCCGAUCUGUCUGCUCCAAUGAGAGAGGCCGCACACCGACCACAAAACACCCCCUCUGCUCUGAACCAGUAACCUCUAAAAAAUCCAUCUAAAAAAAAAAGGAUGCAGACAGUAAAAGGUGGAGCGAUUCCUGCAGAGAGGCAGCUGCCACGGCCCAGCAGCUCACCGCCUAUGCAUCAUCACCUGUUGUUAGCGUGUUGCUGUUGUACACACCCCUCCACCUCCUCAUCUCUCAUCCACCCUGUUCUGUGUCCCAUCAUCCAUGCCCCGUACAUCUGUGGUAUGUGUUCCACCCGCCAUCCAUCAUCGACUUCUGAUGUCAUCCCGCUGUGUAUCAAACAUCUCAUCGUCUCCUGUGCCAAGCUCUGGCCACUGGAGCAGCACGGCAGCAGCUCCACACGCCGCCAUGGUGACGGAGCGAUCAGUUUAGCUAGCUACCACAUCUGGAAUAAACCCCUUCAACUCACGCUGCUUCCACUUCAUAACGCGAUGACAGCUUUUGAGCUGCAGUGUCGAAAUAGAAAAAAGUCCCAGAUCAGCUCGGUGUUUUUGCUGCAACUUUCUCCAUUUAUGUUUUAUUCUCUAAUUUGGUAUUACUAAACCCUUUGUAGUCCAUAGUGAUAGCUAACACAGCUGCCAAAGCCUUUGCAACAAAUUAGCAUUUAAGCCUUUAAUGUUUUUGUUUAGAAACUAGACGUCUUACUAAAAAAAAUUUUUUGACAAUCUGUAGCCAGAGGAGACAUAUCCUUGUUAGGCCUUUACAUUAUAUCUUACUUUUUUUUAUGAAUCAGCAGCUUCAAAAUGUGAAUUCAGAGAAAAAUGUCUUCAUCAAAAAGUGUUGUAGUUUACUAGUUUUAUUUUAGGGUGCCUCUUCAUGUUCCUAAAAGGUGCUUCGUCCAGUCGGACCACCCUGCAGUGGACAUUUAAUUACAGUAGGAGGUUGAGUUGUCACACAAAUGCAGACUUUUAUUCCUGUACUGUAGAUACAUAGCGUCAGUAGAUGAGCAGCUAAACGCUCAUUUUUGUUGCUGCUAAAUAAUAGUGAAUAGUGAAAGUAGUGCUGUCGAGGAACCAAUUAAGUAUGGACCAAGUAGAAGACAGUGCUCCUGUAUCACAGCAGAACAGCAUACAGGUGUGACAGCACUCCCUGCACCAGUAAUGGAUGUUUAACUUGAUUUAUCAAACAGUACAACAAAGAUUAUUAUUAUUAUUAUUAUUAUUAUUAAUAUUAUUUUUAUUUUUUUGUACAAGCAUUCCUCAAUUAUGUUUCCGAGGGUGUGCAUUAUAGUCACUCUGCUGACUGUGCCAAAUCUGGUACGAGUGUGGAUUUUCAGUGGCUGGUGCUUGACACGGCCCUUCCCCUUACAUUCCAUUGGCUGUCCUGCAGCUCACACGCUAAGCUAGGUAGUCCUGGCUUCAGCUGCUGGAGCACACAGAUAAUGUGUGUCGCUUCAUUUAUCCUGUCACUGUGUGACAUCCAUCAUUUAUGUCUCAACUGGCUGUAAAUCAUCGUCAGUCACAUGGAACUCAUCGGACUGAAUCAUGCAUGAAGCAUGAGUGAAACGGUACAGACAAUGUGUUGAGUGUAAAUUUGUUUUCAUUCUUUGUACUGCAAAGUUAAACUAUUGACAACCUUUGUUACUUUUUAAAUUAACUGUGUGAAGAUGGUGGGGGAAUGUUUGGGGCGUAUUGGAGCUGGUAUUAUGAUGACUUAACUGCAUCAUCACCACUUGUAUCUUUAACCAGACAUUUCAUGAUUUAAUCUGGCACACAGCGAGACCUGAAUGUACUUUGGUUAUGUUCUUACACCAAGCAACGAUCACAAUUUGAUGUCUUUAAAAUAUGAGUUUGACAUUUCUUCAUUAGUGUUCUUCAAUAUUGAUUUUUUUAAAAAUUUGGUAUUAAGGGUUAUUUUUGCAGAUUUUUUCCGUAUUUCUCAUGUUUAAAAUCCAAACUGUGCUGUCAAGUGUGCAAUAAGUCAGCGACACUACGCCCCAAACUCCUCCCACUGUUUAUUGGGCAAAGAAUUUUCGGUAAAAUGAAGGUCCAUGAUUGUUCUCAUUUUGCUUUGUUGUAUGUAUGUUCGUUAAGUAAUCUGGAUAUAAAAUGCAAAGUGUGACAUCCUUGCUGUUUGCCUGUCUGUGCAUUCUCCCAUAUGAAAGGAAAAUAAAAACUCUGAAAAUC
Centropristis striata (black sea bass) is the source of this 6853-nucleotide messenger RNA. RefSeq names its product solute carrier family 39 member 10 (gene slc39a10). Gene Ontology annotation, molecular function: zinc ion transmembrane transporter activity. The transcript is spliced from 11 exons. The coding region runs from base 1772 to 4423 and encodes 883 amino acids. Gene Ontology annotation, biological process: zinc ion import across plasma membrane; positive regulation of B cell receptor signaling pathway; intracellular zinc ion homeostasis. Gene Ontology annotation, cellular component: membrane. Lineage: Eukaryota; Metazoa; Chordata; Actinopteri; Perciformes; Serranidae. The record is from RefSeq and is a predicted model, not a curated record.